Erinaceus europaeus (western European hedgehog) is the source of this 6264-nucleotide messenger RNA. It is a transcript of the gene BRPF3, whose product is annotated as bromodomain and PHD finger containing 3. Gene Ontology annotation, biological process: regulation of transcription by RNA polymerase II. The record is from RefSeq and is a predicted model, not a curated record. Bases 419 to 4054 code for a protein of 1211 amino acids. NCBI's taxonomy places the organism in Eukaryota, Metazoa, Chordata, Mammalia, Eulipotyphla, Erinaceidae. The transcript has 13 exons. Gene Ontology annotation, cellular component: MOZ/MORF histone acetyltransferase complex. Gene Ontology annotation, molecular function: protein binding.
GGGGGAUUCCCCCCCUGCUUUUCCCCCUUUCGCGCUCUCGCUCGUGUUCCGCGGGAGAACCCGCGGAGCCAGGGAGGGAGCGAGGGAAGGGGUGGAGGUGGCGGGGGGAGGCCGGAGGGGCGGAUCCUGCCUGGGGGCUGAUCCCUCCCUCCCCUCGGCUGGGCUCCGUGGCGGCGGCGGCGGCGGCGCCUCCAUUCCCCCUCCUCCCCCGGGAGCGGCGGCGGUGGCCGGGCCGGGGCCCCAGCGCUGGCCGGGAAGGGCUACGGCGGUGACCGCGGAGGCCAGCGCGGGAGGAGGCCGCUUUCGGAUCCCCGGGCCGCACCGACCUGCUCGACGGCCGGCCCGUCCGCGCUCUGGGGCCCCGAACGGUGGGGCCGGGCCGGCGGCUGAGGUCUGUUUUUUUUGGAUCUGAGGUGCCAUGAGGAAGCCGCGCCAGAAAUCGCGGCAGAAUGCCGAGGGCCAGCGUUCCCCAUCCCCUUACAGUCUGAAGUGUUCACCCACACGGGAGACCCUGACAUAUGCCCAGGCCCAACGGAUUGUUGAGGUGGACAUUGAUGGACGCCUACAUCGUAUCAGCAUCUAUGACCCACUGAAGAUCAUCACAGAGGAUGAGCUGACUGCACAGGAUAUCACCGAGUGCAACAGUAAUAAGGAAAAUAGUGAGCAGCCUCAGUUCCCUGGCAAGUCUAAAAAGCCCUCAUCCAAGGGCAAGAAGAGGGAGUCUUGCUCCAAGCAUGCAUCUGGAACUUCCUUCCAUCUCCCACUGCCCAGCUUCCGCAUGGUGGACCCAGGUAACCAGCCAGAAGCACCCCCGUUACCUGCUGCCUACUACCGCUACAUUGAGAAGCCACCUGAAGACCUGGAUGCAGAGGUAGAGUAUGACAUGGAUGAGGAGGACCUUGCCUGGCUGGACAUGGUGAAUGAGAAGCGGCGAGUAGAUGGGCACAGUUUGGUGUCGGCAGAUACAUUUGAGCUACUGGUGGAUCGACUUGAGAAGGAGUCAUACUUGGAGAGUCGCAGCAGUGGGGCCCAGCAGUCACUCAUUGAUGAAGAUGCCUUCUGUUGCGUUUGCUUAGAUGAUGAAUGCCACAACAGCAAUGUCAUUCUCUUCUGUGACAUCUGUAACCUGGCCGUACACCAGGAAUGCUAUGGUGUUCCCUACAUCCCUGAGGGUCAGUGGUUAUGCCGCUGCUGCCUGCAGUCUCCCUCCCGGCCUGUGGAUUGCGUCCUCUGCCCUAACAAGGGUGGCGCCUUCAAGCAGACCAGUGAUGGGCACUGGGCCCACGUGGUGUGUGCCAUCUGGAUCCCUGAAGUCUGCUUUGCUAACACUGUAUUCCUCGAGCCCAUCGAGGGAAUCAACAACAUCCCACCAGCCCGCUGGAAACUCACCUGUUACAUCUGCAAGCAGAAGGGACUGGGUGCAGCCAUCCAGUGCCAUAAGGUAAAUUGCUACACAGCCUUCCAUGUAACCUGUGCACAGCGGGCUGGCCUCUUUAUGAAGAUUGAGCCCAUGCGUGAGACCAGCCUCAAUGGCACUACCUUCACAGUGCGUAAGACUGCCUACUGUGAUGCCCACUCACCACCUGGUGCUGUCACUGCUAGGAGGAAGGGUGACUCCCCUGGAAAGCUGAGUGAGGCUGGAGAGGAAGAAGGACUGAAAGAAAACUGUGGGGAGAAUGAAGAGAAGGAAGAGAUGGAGGAGGAGGAGGAGGGGGAUGAAGAUGAAGGCCAAGGUGGGGUGGGUGGAUGCCUUAAAGGAGUGCCCAAGAAGAACAAGAUGACUUUGAAGCAAAAGAUCAAGAAAGAGCCAGAAGAAGCAGGCCGAGACAUCUCCUCCACUGUCCCCGUGGUCACUGUCCCCCAAAUACCAUCCUACAGGUUGAACAAGAUCUGUAGUGGUCUCUCCUUUCAGAGGAAAAACCAGUUCAUGCAGCGACUUCACAACUAUUGGUUAUUGAAGCGGCAGGCAAGGAAUGGGGUCCCCCUCAUCAGACGCCUGCACUCCCACCUGCAGUCCCAAAGAAAUGCUGAUCAGCGAGAACAAGAUGAAAAGACAAGUGCAGUGAAAGAAGAACUAAAGUACUGGCAGAAGCUGCGACAUGACUUGGAGCGGGCUCGGUUGUUGAUUGAGCUAAUUCGGAAGAGAGAGAAGCUCAAGCGGGAGCAGGUUAAGGUCCAGCAGGCUGCCAUGGAGUUGGAGCUGAUGCCAUUCAAUGUUCUGCUGAGAACAACACUGGACUUACUGCAGGAGAAGGAUCCUGCACACAUCUUUGCUGAACCUGUCAACCUGAGUGAGGUUCCAGAUUACCUGGAAUUCAUAUCCAAGCCAAUGGAUUUUUCUACUAUGAGGCGGAAGCUGGAAUCCCACCUGUACCGCACCUUGGAGGAAUUUGAGGAGGACUUUAACCUUAUAGUUACCAACUGCAUGAAGUAUAAUGCUAAAGACACAAUUUUCCACCGAGCAGCUGUUCGCCUGCGAGACCUGGGAGGGGCCAUCCUGCGGCAUGCUCGGCGGCAGGCAGAGAACAUCGGCUAUGACCCUGAGAAGGGCACUCAUUUACCUGAUUCACCCAAAUUGGAGGACUUUUACCGCUUCUCCUGGGAAGACGUGGACAACAUCCUCAUUCCAGAGAAUCGAGCCCAUUUGUCCCCAGAGGUGCAGUUGAAGGAGCUGCUGGAGAAACUGGACCUGGUGAGUGCCAUGAGGUCCAGUGGGGCCCGGACCCGCCGUGUCCGCCUGCUGCGCCGGGAGAUCAAUGUCCUCAGGCAGAAGCUAGCACAGCCGCCACCACCACAACCACCAUCACUGAACAAGAUUGUGUCCAAUGGGGAACUGCCAGCUGGGCCCAGAGGGGAUGUGGCUGUGCUGGAGCAGGCCCCUCAGGAGGAGCCAGAAGAUGAUGGGGACAGAGAUGACUCCAGACUGCCUCCCCCACCAACCCUUGAGCCCACUGGACCUGCACCUUCCUUGUCUGAGCAAGAAUCCCCUCCGGAUCCCCCCACUCUGAAACCCAUCAAUGAUAGCAAACCUCCCAACCGAUUUCUGAAACCCAGAAAGUUGGAAGAAGAUGAGCUUUUGGAAAAUUCACCCCUCCAGUUAGGGAAUGAGCCCUUGCAAUGCCUACUCAGUGACAAUGGCAUCGAUAGACUAUCUCCCAUGGCCCCUGAUGCUUCUGAUAUUGCUGAUGCCCCACUCAGUGACGUGGGUCGCCGCACAUCAGUUCUCUUCAAGAAGGCCAAGAAUGGGGCUAAGCUGCCGAGGAGUCCGGAUAGGGCCCUGGAGAAUGGCAAGGACCAUGGUGCAGAGGAUUCUCCUGCCUCUCCCACUGGCAUUGAGGAUGAACGACAUCAUCGGAAGCGGCCAAGGAGCAGGAGCUGUAGUGAGAGUGAAGGGGAGAGGUCCCCGGAGCAGGCGGAAGAGACAGGUGUGACCAACGGCUUUGGGAAACACACUGAAAGCGGGUCUGACUCAGAAUGUAGUUUGGCUCUUAGUGGUGGACUGGCAUUUGAAGCUUGCAGUGGCCUGACACCCCCUAAGCGCAGUCGUGGGAAACCAGCUCUAUCUAGAGUGCCCUUUCUAGAAGGUGUGAAUGGAGACUCUGACUACAGUGGCUCAGGCAGAAGCCUCCUGAUGCCCUUUGAAGACCGCGGAGACCUGGAACCCCUGGAGCUGGUGUGGGCCAAGUGCCGAGGCUACCCCUCCUACCCUGCCUUGAUCAUCGACCCCAAGAUGCCCCGGGAAGGCCUCCUGCACAAUGGGGUCCCCAUCCCUGUCCCCCCACUGGAUGUGCUGAAGUUGGGAGAGCAGAGACAGGCCGAGGCUGGAGAGAAGCUCUUCCUUGUCCUCUUCUUUGACAACAAACGCACCUGGCAGUGGCUUCCAAGGGACAAAGUCCUACCCCUGGGUGUGGAAGACACCGUGGACAAACUCAAGAUGCUAGAAGGCCGAAAGACCAGCAUCCGCAAAUCCGUACAGGUGGCCUAUGAUCGAGCGAUGAUCCAUCUGAGCCGAGUUCGGGGCCCCCACUCCUUCGUCACCUCCAGUUACCUGUAAGGGUGGGGCUAGUCUGCGUCUGCCUGCCCUGCCUCUGUCCCAUGGGGCUCAGAGAAACAUCUUCCAGCCCCAAUCAGACAUACGGCUGGCCAGCAGCUUCCCCCUUUCCAUGGCAGACCAGGGACUGGGUCAUGUCCUCCCCAAGGAAAGGUCCCAGCUUUGACCAACUGUAUGGUUUCCCUGGUGGGCCUGCUGUGUGCCAAAAACUCCCAUCUGGGUUCCCUCAGGGUCUAGCUAGUCCAUUGGCAAACCAGUUAGAAAUAGAAACAGCUGUGAGAUUUGGGCCCCAUUGAGGAGAUAGAGCUGGUUCCAGAAGACAAGAGGCCCGGGGCUGCUUUCAUCCCACUCCCCCCUAAGUACACCUCAGGGUGAGCAAGAGAGGCUCCCACGCUGACCCCAGAGGUGCUGUAGAUAUAUGUGGUCCUUUGGAGAAUCUCACUGAGUUCAUCCUCUCUCUUCCCUCAACCAUCCAUUCUCACAUGUCAUCCCUGCUCCAUCUUUUGCAGCUCUGCACUGUCUCUCUUUUUCCCAUGUUCCUUCUCUUCCUCUUGUGCCAAACAGAAGUCACCAUCAAAUUAGUUCUUUCCUUUUCUCAUGUCUCAUUCUCUUUGAACUAUGCUAGGUAGGUGCCUCUGCCCUGCUCCUCGAGGCUCACAGCUGAGCCCAGCCUACCACUUGGGUGACCUCUCCACCAGCACAUGACCUCCUAUCCGCUCCCCAACUUUCCCAUCAGUCGUAGACACACUGCUGAAGCUAGACACCGAGAGCUGGUUCCCUUAUGUUGAAGUGGGGCGCUCCUCCCCCUGAUGGCCUGCUAAGAUGAAGGCCGAGGUGAGCAGUCUUCUCUUGGCAGGUCAGGCUGGCUGUGCACUUAACCAUCUAGUCACUUAAGAUGUUGAGGGUUGUUAGGGUCCAGUGUGUCUUUUAGCUGUGUCUGUCCCCUCACCCCCUCUUCUCCUGUUUGCGGGCUUUUCUUUUAUCUGUAGCUGCAGCCUCUAGUUUCACUCUCUGCCACCUUGGACCUUGUGAAGUCUGCAGCCCAGUACCUUCCUGUCCUGUGCCCUGGCCUGCUCCGCCUCUGCUACUCCCAGUUCCAGGGGACGCAGCACUUUAAUUCUGUCCUUCUGACCUCUUCUCUCUUUUCCUUCACCCAUUCUCAUCCCCACCCCCACCCCCACGCCCCAUCUUCUCUGAAAGGAAGGAAAACAAAACAAAACUGUGAAACAGGGAAUGCUGACUGACAAACUAACACAAAUUUCAGAGGCUUUUGUGUCUGUUCUCUGGAUGUUUCUUUUCACCUCUUAAGCACCAAAGUCAUAGGGCCAGGUUGCAGACCACUGACCGCCAUGUUGAUUUUUAGCCUGACCUUCUUUUUAAUUGUUUUAAAAUUUUCAUAGGGGAGUUUUGGACAAAAUAGUCACUGGGGAGAUCACUGCCAUUUUUACACUCAACUUUUUAAAUAUAACCAACCAACCACCACAACUUCUUGGGACAUGAGCCAGAGUUUUAAAGGGAACCAACAAAACUCUGUUAACAUAAAGGAUGGGGUUUUGGAUUUUGUACAAUAAUUAAAAACACAAUGCAGCUUAUGGCUAGGGAAGGACAUGGUGUAUAUACUUGUAAAAUACUGUUCUAAAUUAUUCAGGCCUAUAGUCCCCAUUACUGGAGUUGUCCAUUGUGUGGCUGAGUAUUUGAAAUGCACACAGUGUGGCUUAUUUAAAGGAGCCAGUGCGUCCCCCUCUUCCUAGGUAGUUGGUCGACUGUGGACUCUGUGACCUUCGUCUCAACCUGUGUUGUAAGAGCUCAGGUCUCUCAUGCUCUCUAUUUCUGUGUGUAUUUAUCCCCCCAACUCACACUUUCUCUUUCUUAGUCUCUCUCUCUCCUUCCUCCCCUGCCCCCUUUGAAUCUUUCAGUCUCUCUGAGUCUCAUUUUUCAAACUGCUCUUUUAGAAUGGGAAACGACUCAGAUCCUGCUGUGGCAUGGGGCCCAUGUGUCUCAGUCGCGUCUGCUGUGAAGCACACGAUGCUCUAUUUAUUGUAGAAAGUGACUUUAUUUGCUUUCUAGAAUUGUUUAUAACAGAUGGUAUAAGAGAGAUAAUAAACAGAGAAAAUCUAUGCUUGUAAAGAAAACAGAAGUUAAUUUUACCUACUAUAAUAUGACUGUCUGAAACUUAUUUUCUCUCUGAGAAAUAAAUGUUGUAAUGGGCAGCA